Glossina fuscipes is the source of this 7134-nucleotide messenger RNA. RefSeq lists its product as uncharacterized. The record is from RefSeq and is a predicted model, not a curated record. The coding region runs from base 78 to 6668 and encodes 2196 amino acids. Gene Ontology annotation, cellular component: piccolo histone acetyltransferase complex. Lineage: Eukaryota; Metazoa; Arthropoda; Insecta; Diptera; Glossinidae. Gene Ontology annotation, biological process: regulation of transcription by RNA polymerase II. The transcript has 11 exons.
ACCAGUAUGAGUAAAAAGGACCAGAUCCUAUAUAGAAGUAUAAAUAUCCUGCAGAGUAUCAGAACAAGCUAACGAAGAUGUCGAAGUUAUCGUUUAGGGCACGCGCCCUAGAUCCCUCCAAACAAAUGCCUAUUUUUUUGGCUGAAGAGUUACCCGAUUUGCCGGAGUAUUCAGCCAUCAAUAGAGCAGUCCCACAAAUGCCAAGUGGUAUGGAAAAAGAGGAGGAAUCGGAACAUCAUUUACAACGAGCCAUAUGCACUGGUCUCAUUAUACCUACACCAGAAGUUUAUUCCACCGAAGCUGAAUUUUACGAUAAGAGUUAUCCACCAAAUUUUCGUAUGCCACGACAAUUAAUACACAUGCAACCUCUUGGCUUGGAACAAGAUGUACCCGAAUAUGAUAUGGAUAGCGAUGAUGAGCUAUGGAUAGAUCUCCAAAGGAAACGUCUCGAUUUAACGCCGUUGAAAUUCGAACAAAUGAUGGAUCGUUUAGAGAAAAGUUCCGGUCAGACAGUGGUUACGCUAAAUGAGGCCAAAGCUCUGCUUAAGCAAGAUGAUGAGGUCAGCAUAGCAGUAUACGAUUACUGGUUAAAUAAACGUCUGAAAAUGAAAAAUCCUUUAAUACUUACGGUUAAAACAGAAAAUCGACCUGGCACCUCAUCAAAUAACCCAUAUUUGGCAUUUCGUAGGCGCACAGAAAAAAUGCAAACCCGAAAAAAUCGUAAGAAUGACGAGACCUCAUAUGAAAAGAUGUUGAAACUAAGGCGUGACUUACAGCGUGCCACUACGGUUUUAGAGAUGGUAAAGCGUCGUGAAAAAACUAAACGCGAACAGUUGCAUUUGUCCAUUGAAAUCUUUGAGAAGCGUGUUCAGCUCAAGGACUUUAGCGGAGCAUUGCUUUCUGAGCUCAGUGCUACACUUAAAAAUACGAGACCCGCUUUUGCUCCGUUAUACGCGAACCAAUACUCACAUCACCACCACUCUUCGUCUUCGGGAGGAACACCAACAGCUGUAGUGCCAGGAGCGUCUUCGUCGGCGGCGGGUUUAUGUAAUGUAAUGGGUUCGAGCGGUGGCUUACUGACGUCAGUUAGCAACGUUUCAGCUGGCGGCGGCGCGAGUCAUUUGUAUUCAUCAGCAUCGCAGUACCUGAAUUCCGCGAAUAUAGCUAUGGAUGCAUUAAAUACGGGUAGUCGCAAGGAGAAGCGUCAAUAUAAAAAGCGUAAACAUAAAAUACCCCGCGAUAAACAACAGUUACAGCAGCAACAACAGUAUUUAGCAGGCAUUGGUGUGAUGCCAGCGUCAGCGUCAUCAACAGCAGGCGGUCUAGUUGGGUCGACUUCUAUGACUGGCAGUGCGGUUCAUCAUGGCCAUCAUCAUCAUUUGCCCCAUCAUUUACAUCCCCUGCAUCGACAAAGCUCCUCGCCAGCUCCCAAUGAGUCGAAUAUCGAAACGGAAGAGGAAGACCUAGCGCACAAAGUUGGCUCGGAGAGCGAAGAAGAGGCUCCAUUUGCAUUUAGAAGAAAACAAGGCUGCGAUUAUUUGAGGACGAGGACUCGUACGGGCAAUUGGCCCUGGGAGCCCAAAGAAGAGGACGGAUAUGGCGAUAAUAAGUAUCGUUUUACGCUCACGUCCAUAAGACACCCAAGAGCUCGUUGUAUUGGUUUUGCCCGCCGUCGUUUAGGACGUGGCGGUCGUGUUUUAUUAGAUCGCGUGGCUACAAAUUUUGACGAUUUCUGGUCACAACUUGAUUACACGAUACUCGAAACGCCGCAUACACUUAACGAAAACGCUAAUAAAGCAGCCUUAAAGAAACCUGCUUCACCACCGACCGUUGUUGAUUUACCCCGCAACGCCUUUGCGACGGGCGUGGGUUCGUUGCUUAAUUCUAGUUCUGUCACACCCGCCAUUGAAAUUAAGAAAGAGGUUAACGAGGUCGGCGUAAUAGAUAAUACGAAUAAUCGUAAGCAAACGCAAAGAAGCAUUGAUUACGCAUAUUUCUCUGAAAAUAAAAUUGAGCGGAAAUAUGAAGAACGCAAUGAAAUGGAGACUGAUCAAUAUGAUGGCUUCCAAAUAUCUAGAGAUACUCAGUAUCAAUCAUAUUUGUCUGUAAGUCAAGCAGAACCGGGGCAGAACCGAAAACUGCCAUCACCAGCAUUUGAGCCCGACGGCAAAGAGAAGCAACAAACAGUAAUGAAGUUGAUGCAGCGUAGGCUGCUACUGAAACUGUCAAAAUCAUUGAACGUCGACUUAAAUAGUACUAGUGAUAAAGAUAGCAUCAAAACAUCAGUGGUGUGUCCAAAUAAUACAAUAUCAUGUCAGUCGCAGUCCCAUAAUGAAAUCAAACAAGAGAAUAUUAACAGCGACAAAGGAGAUAAUGUGGAACAGCAUACAUCGCUAAACGCAAUUAGCCACCGAAUUAAUAACACAUUGGUUACUUUAGUUGGCGAGGUUCACGUUAACAGUAUAAAUCACAACCACAUUGGUAGCAGCAGCAUCAACACUAGUAAUAAUUUUAACAACCGAACUCUUAGUUGUAGUGGUAGAAUUAGUAAUCUAAGCGAUAAAUACAAUGUGAUAAAAACGGAAGCGUCACCGUCGUUGGAAGCGACGAUGGCCUCCUCUGUUCAACUACUGGAUCCUUCAGAACGUAAAUUUAUAAAGCAAGAGCAGAUUGACUUGACUGUCAGCUUAGCUUCAGCGGAUGAUUCCAAUGAGCCCUUGAGUAGCAUUCAGAAAAUGACCUGCGGAUCCACCUCUUCGCAUACAGACAUUAUGGAGGAUGAAGAAAAUGUCAACCUGGCUCAGCUUAGUAAUCUGAUAAAGCAUACAGUCAAAAAAGAAAUCUCAGAAGAAGGACAGUAUCCUUCAAGUCCAAACGUGGAAUCAAUAUAUAAAUCUAAACAAACCUUACGAGAAAAUGAUUUGCUAGCAACCUUUAAAGAAAUUGAUGAAGAGGAUGGGGUCUGCAGUCUAAAUCAAAUGCCUGACGUUGUACGUGUUGAAAAUAUGAAACGCCCGAGAGUGAGAAAAGUCCGCACCAAUUCAGCCGUUGGUUUGAAUGGCGUAAAUCUUUUAAUUGAAGAAGUUGCUGCGGUUAAUAAUAAUUCCGAUCAAGAGGAGGAAAUGGCUAUGAUGGGCAGUCUUUCACCAAGCUCAAGUCAAAGGUUAGAUGUGUGCAAUGAGCUGUUGUCGGAAAUUCGCCGCGAUUGGGUGCAUUUUCGUCCUAAAACGCCAACAGAAACGGAAAAGCAGGACGCUUGCUCAUUAGAUUUAGAGGCGAAAAUAGAGGCGCGUGUACCUCUCGUCAGUUGGUCGCAACAAAGCCCUAUAGCGAUUGAAAUGCUAAGAGAACCUCUGGAAUGCAGGACACACAAGGAAGACGACGAAAAGUCAAUAUGGAAAGCGGGAGCAGACAAAGAUUCGCUGUUCAUUACUUCGUCAUUUAAAUACGAUGACUUGGAGCCGGACGCGCAACUUUUGCCGCAAGCUUACUUAGCUGACUUUGCAAGGAGCGAUAGCAAGAGUCCCGAAGUCCAGAGUCAUCAAACUAACGCUUGUCUGGAUUUUAAUCUCAGCGGCGAUAGUCUAAAUGAUAUUAAUCUGUUAGGUGAUGGCGACGAUGCGGAUAUGCUAGACAAUAUAUUGCAAGAGGUUCAGAUAGAUGAUAUAAAAACUCUUAAUCAAGCGACUAACUUUUGGAAUGGUAUUUUGGACGGCGAAGCUGUAGACGCGGAAGUAGUUGGCGAUGUAGAAACGGCUGCCGGCUUGUUGGACGGUAUUGAUGAAGCGAAGAAAACUGGUGAUAAAUCGUCAAGUGGGGGAAAACGCUGCCAGCACAAUAAAGGAAAAGCUGGUAAACGUUCUUGUGCGCUAUUAAUGCCGGUGGGGUGUUCAAGUUUCACUACUACUGCAUUAAACAACGAAAGUUUACGUGAUGAUUGUUUCUUCCACAAAGAGCAAACCAAAACGAAAGCACCUGCCAUUGAUGACGUUAUUCCUGAAGAAAUUGUGGAGAUAAAACCAGAGCCCAAGGAGGUUAAGGUGGAGGCUGUGGUUGCGAAUAGUAACAAUUUGCCAACGUUACCACCACUUCUCCCGCCUCCCACUUUAGUACCGCAACCAAUGCUUAGGCCAGCUUUGGCUAUGACGACAACGACAGCAACUACAAUGCCUUCUUCAGCUCCCGUACCCGUCUUAAAUAUUAAUCAGAACAAAGGAAAUGAACCAACAAUAGAACAUCAAACAGGAAUUGUUGUACAGCAGCAACAAAUAAGGCUGCCGCAGCAACAACAACAGCAACAACAGCAACAACAACAACAUCAUCAUCAAUACUUGGGAUCACAGCCUGCUAUGGCUGCUCCAUUGACCAUUGCAAGCACCGCUGUAAGUCUGGCAACAACGAAUCCCAGUGUCCAGCCAGCACACCAGCAGCAAUUUACUACUUCAGCUGCUACUAUUCAAGUGUUGCAACAACAGCAGCCUGCUGCCCAGCAAAUCCGUAAUGUUACUAUUCAGCAAUUGCAUCAAUUGCAAUUGCAGCAGCAAAGAAAAAUACAAUUGCAACAGCAGCAACAUCAAAAACUUCUUAUGCAACGAGACACAAGCGUUUUGGCGCAAUACGUGCCUAGUUCAGCUCACAAUUCAGCGACGACAUCGUCACCUACGUCAACAAUGUUACGUCAACCGUCUUUAACGCCCAUUGGAACCACAAGUGCAGCCAAUAGUGCCACGGCCAGUCAAAUGAUUUACACUACUACAUCGUCAGGCGAAGUUAUCGCGGCAGCUGGUUCUCCGAAAAUAUACCUGCAAAAAGCAUCUGCAUCGGGGGCGGCGAGCCAUAGCCAAGUCAACAUCAUCAAUACCAGCAGUGGGCAAUUAACGGUACAGAAUAUUGCCAAUGUUCAGCAAUUAACAGCAAGUGGCAGUGGCACAAAUACCUCGGCUGGUGGUUCGCUGAUUGUUGCUACUGCCACGCGUAAUGCAGUACAGCAGUUAGCUCAACAACAGCAACAGCAAUUAGUUAAUCAACCCAUUGUUUGGCGUCAGAUCGGUUCUACAAAUGUUACUACAGCUCCCGCGGGUAUAAUGGCAGCAACGGCCAGCACUUCUACUGAUGGAAGUGGUAACAAAAUAGUCUGGGCCAGUCGUCCAGCUACAAAACGGCACUUGAAUGGUCCAGAGAACGCAGAUAUCAGCAAAUUGCUGUUGAAUCGCAAACUUUCGCAACGAAAAAUUGUAGCACAACAACAGCAGCAAUUGCAAGAUGAUGAUCUAACAGUAAACGUUCUAAGUAGCGGCCCAGAGGCAGUAGCAGCUCCUACAACUACGAAUGUUACGUAUGCAAGUAAUCAACAGCAGCAGCAACCACAACGGCAACAUCAAUUGCAUAAAGUGCAGGGCGGAAAGCUAAUCAAGAUGCCGUCAUUUCCGUUACUGGUAUCAGAAGUCAAUUUGCAGCAGCAACAACAGCAACAGCUGCAGCAAAAGCAUAAUUCAGCAGCUGCUGCUAUAGCGGCAGCAAAUCACAACUAUAGUCUGCAACCGACGGCCAUUAUUACAUCUCAAUCCUCACAGCAGGGCAAUAAAAUUUAUUUAACUAGUAGCAGUAGCAGCAACGUGAAUGCAGCCGCACCCACCAAUUUUACGAUAACUAAUGCCAGCGAUUUGCAUACAGCUGCCCAGAAGCUGCAACAAGGUAACCACUUACCGACUAACGCCACCAAUCUUAAGCUUAAUUUCGUAACAACAGCGUCCGUUGCUCAGCAACAGCAGCAUCAGCAACAGCAUCAAACAUCGUUAACUGUCGGUCAACAGCUGGUAUUAAAUAAGUCAAGCAUGCAACAACAACAACAACAAUUGUUGCAACAUCAAUUGCUACAGCAAUCAGGAAAAUUGAAACGCGAACGUAUACUAAAUAUUAUAGGAGCCACGCCAGCAAGCAGCAUGGACGUCAAUAAUACAACGGCAACAACGACGGGAGUAGUGGCGGGCAAUACAGCAGAAGGCAGCAGUAAGCGUGUAUUAUAUACCAGCUUGCUGAAUGUAAAACCUUUGCAGAAGAACAAUGCCGGACAAAUGCAGGUACAAAUUGGGCCGCAAGGCAUGGCUCAUGCCUUACUACGUGGUCGCAUUGCCAAUAAUCAAGCGAUUUUUACAAAUAUGCGUACACUGCCUAUAGCGGUAAGUACGGGUGGUUCAGCUGUCGUCAAUAGUACACCUUCAGUAUCGGCAAAUAAUAUACAAGUACUUAGCGGGAGUGGUAGUAGCAAUAAUAUAAGCAACAAUUGCACUAGCAGUGGCGGAGUCGUUAAUAACUCCAGCCACACCCUGUCUAGUGAAAACAGUGCAAACAACCAAGACAUGUUAAUGAAUAAUAAUUCCGCUACAGUUGCCAGCUCUGCCUCAGUUCUAAAUACAGUUGGCGGGGUGGGAGGCAAGGAUGUGAAAAGUGUUGUCGUUGAGUUGACAGCGAGCGGUAAUGCUAAUAACGGUCCAUGCAUGGCAAAUAAUAAUAGUAAUGCGGCAAAUGGCAACAAUAUACUAACGUCCUCGUCCUCGUCCUCUAUAUCAAUAACAAACAGCAAUAGCAAUGGUAACAGCAGUAAUUCUAGUAAUAGCAAUGCAACGGCGUCCAUGCUUGCAACCAACAAUACAACAAUCAAUAGGUGAGACGAGGCCAGGUAACUACCAUUAAAAAAUGAAGUUAAACAAGAAGAGCAGCAACAAAUUAUGGUAUUAGUGGUUAAAUUACUAAUUGCUGAUCAAGUUGCAAAGGCUUAUCAAGCUUUACUCAAUUUUGUACCAAUCCUAGCGACAAAACAACAAGCGAGGAGAAACAGAGAAGCCGAAGAAGAACACUAUGCCACCAUAAAUAGUUCGAAAUUCCUUCUUCGCUAUAGCAAAUUAACACCAAAAACAAUAAUAAUUCAAAUCAAGCUAAACAGCUGUUAUUGCUACAAGAACAUUUAGCGACACGUUGCCUCCAGUUCAGCAAGCCCGAUACGUAACGCUUUUAAGGCUCAAAAAAAAGAAAAGAAAAAAAAAAGUUUUUUUUUUUUUUUUAUUUUUUUGCUAAAACGUCCAUACGACGACAAUAAUAUGAUGACAUAAAAAAAAAAAAAAAAAAAAAAAAAAA